This is a messenger RNA of Dermacentor silvarum, 2683 nucleotides long. RefSeq names its product isobutyryl-CoA dehydrogenase, mitochondrial-like. The coding region runs from base 66 to 1313 and encodes 415 amino acids. Gene Ontology annotation, molecular function: acyl-CoA dehydrogenase activity; flavin adenine dinucleotide binding. The record is from RefSeq and is a predicted model, not a curated record. Lineage: Eukaryota; Metazoa; Arthropoda; Arachnida; Ixodida; Ixodidae. The transcript has 10 exons.
AAAUUCGAGAACCAAGUUGUCGGGACUACGCGUUUAUUCCGGUCGCCAGGCUUGCCAGAGGAGUGAUGGGGAUUGUUAGCAAGGCACUUAUCAGGCGGCAAUUUUCUGCGUUGCUCCGGGCGCAAUUUGCAACCGAUAAAUGCACGGUCCGCAAAGCGUCUACUGCUCUUGACGCCACUCUUGGGCUCAGCGAGGAACAGAUCCAGAUGCAAAAAACUGCCUCCGACUUUGCCGAAAAAGAAUUCCUGCCAUACAUGCAAGAAUGGGACGAAAAGGAGAUAUUCCCCGUGGAGGCGAUGCGCAAGGCCGGCGAACUGGGCUUCGGCGGCGUGUACAUAUCGGACCAGUAUGGGGGAGCGGGACUGAGCAGGCUCGACGCAUCGGUCAUCUUCGAGGCUCUGGCCAAGGGAUGCGUCAGCACCACGGCAUACAUCACGGUGCACCACAUGGCGUUGUGGAUGAUCGACCGGUACGGGACCCACGAACAGAAGCAGAGGUGGCUGCCCGACCUGUGCUCCAUGGAGAAGUGUGCCUCGUACUGCCUCACCGAGCCCGGUAGCGGCAGCGACGCCGCGUCCAUCAGCACGACGGCCACGCGCGACGGCGACGACUACGUCCUGAACGGCACCAAGGCAUUCAUCAGCGGCUCCGGUGCGAGCCACGUGUACGUGGUGAUGUGCCGCACCGGCGGAGCGGGACCCAAGGGAAUCUCCGCCGUGGUCGUCGAGAAAGGCACGCCCGGCCUCAGCUUCGGGAAAAAGGAGAAGAAGCUCGGCUGGAACUCCCAGCCGACGCGCAUGGUCAUCUUCGAGGACUGCCGCGUGCCCGUGUCGCACCGGCUCGGCGAAGAAGGCCAGGGAUUCACCAUCGCCAUGGAGGGACUCAACGGAGGGCGCAUCAACAUCGCGUCUUGUUCAAUGGGAGCCGCUGCUGCAAGCAUCGACAUCGUCACAGAGCACAUGAAGGUUCGGAAGCAGUUCGGAAAGCCUCUGGCAUCUUACCAGCACAACCAGUUCUGCCUGGCGAGGAUGGCGACGAAGCUUCAGUCGGCGCGCCUCAUCGUGCGCAAAGCAGCCGAGGCGAUCGACGAGAACCGGCCCGAGAAGGUCACCAUGUGCUGCAUGGCCAAGCUGCACGGUACGGAAGAGAGUUUCAAGAUCACCAACCAAGCGCUGCAGAUGCUGGGUGGAUACGGAUUCAUCAAGGAGUACCCUGUGCAACAGUACCUGCGAGACCUUCGCGCACACAUGAUCAUCGAAGGAACAAACGAAGUCAUGCAGAUGGUGAUUUCCAAAGACAUCCUAAAAGAAUAAAGACGAUAAAAGUGCCAACCUUAGCUGUGCCAGGCAGAGACGACGCUACGAAACUGCUCGGCACACGCACGCUCUUUCCAACGUACAGAGCCUCGGGCCGUGGGUCACGAACUGUACCCCCCGCAUCCUCCGCCUCAGCAGGUGCUGACAAACUGCUCCUUUUAUGCCCUCGUCAAAAUCGCGAAUACCGUCCCAUUAGACAGCGAUUUAUCGUCAGAGUCUUCGCAGCUACGUAUUAAGCGAUCCUGCAUAAUCUGCGCAAAGAAAUCACCUGAGGUAUUGCAGAUCUAUACAUCCGCCGACGCGAAAAGAAUAUCAUAUUGUAUCCGAUUUAAACGUUGCCUGUGAUUCUCUUCUGGCAUUCUUCAAAAGUUGUGACAUGAGGCCACCCAAGUGGAAGCGAUGUAUCAUCGGUAAUUUCUGACGCCUAACGCGCUUAAUAUAUUAGUGUUCGCGCUUACAUUCAACCUGAAGGUGGAACCGGUUGCGCGCUUUGUGCGUCGAGGUUUCAGCCACAAAGCACACAAAGCAUGCAGCUACAAUGGCAAAAGCGCAAGAAGUUCACAUAGGUGGAGGACUAAUAUUAUUAAUAAACCAAAUGACGCAAAUUGAGGCGCUUUAAGGACUCUGUCUCUCUGAUUGAACGGACUAGCGAGGUUAAUUUGCAACUUUGAUGUUUCCAGAAAUAUAAUCCCUGGACUAUCCAGUUAUAACUCCCUGAAACACGAGGCCUAGAUAAACGCCUCGCCGUGGGUAACAUCGCCCUGACACCAGCCCACAGACGCUCUGUGAACAGGGUGGUAUGUUGCACAGAAUAAAAAUGGAAACUGUGCAGAGACUGUUAUAUGCUUAGCAGGCGACGCUGCACCGGAUGCCGAUUCGGCUGAACCCUCUGAACAAGCUCUCGAGAGCACGUGCGAGUGCAGCGACCGUGGUUAAUUCUGUCCUGGGCGCACACGAUGGCGAGAGCUACGCUACGUUUUCCCGAGGCACGUGCGUGAGUUGCGAGACAGUCUGCGCCUAUUACGGAGGAUCACUGUUUGUCCCUAGUGACCGAUACUCUGGAAUGAGCUCCGUAGCCCUUUUGUGGUUUCGUGGCGUAUUUUUCAAUACAAUCAGGAGUACAAAUGAACUCCUCGAAAAGUUUAGGUUUGGCUCAUCGAGCUGUAAGCCAGAACAGUUUGCAGGCAUUAAUUAGGUGGACUGAUGUUGCGCCAAAGUAGCUUGGCGUGCCGCUUGACGGGUAUAAAUUAAGCGCGGGUUAAGGCCCUGCAAUGUUACGCUCAGACAUUCGUUCCACACCAACUUUCUAUUUUCGGAAGAGCCUGCAAUAAGUUUUUGGCAACAAGAAUUUACUACGUAUUGCAAGU